UGAUGUUUCCUUGACCUUAUACGAAGACAACCCAACCACAUGAAAUGGACAUUUCCAUUGAUAAAGUUAAAGCUUAUGUAUUUGUAUAUAUAUUAGGAGGAAUUACGUUUAUACCAGUUGUUUUAGUAGUAUUUUUUGUUUAUAGCUGGAUAGUUUUACCAGACAUUGAUGAGAGAGGGAUUAAGACGGUCAAGAAAUAUAGUAUAAACAGGAGGAAUAAAGUUAAGAUAAAGGAACUAGAAGAAGAAGGAACGGGUAUAUAUAAGACGGGAUGGAUGCGGGUGACACGUGAGGUGGAUGAGAUAGAAUUUGAAAAACAGGAGGAUGCGAUAAGUGGAGGAGGAGGAGGAGGAGGAGGAGAGAGAAAUAAUAUGAAAGGACAAAUACAGGGGAAUUAUGGCGGGGUAGUGAGUUUUAGUUCGGGGAGUAUGAGGAAACAAAGAAAGAGGCCGGUACUUUUUUUUGCGGUGUUAAAACAUGGAAAUUUAUUUUUAUAUGAUAAAGAGAAUCGGUCAGAUGUCAAAUAUGUGAUUGUUAUGGCGCAAUAUGAUGUUAGUAUAUGGCCUAAAGGGAGUAAAGAUGGAGAACUUUUUGCUAGAACUCAUGCCAUUUGUUUAUCUCGGGAAAAAAAAGAGGAAAAGUUAGAAGGGGAUAAUGAGGGUAUUUUAGAUAAAACGAGGCGAAGAAAUAAGUUUUUAAUAUAUAAUUCGAAUCCAUCGGAUCAAGAGGAUUGGUAUUUUUUAUUAAUUCAAGCAAGUAGGGCAGUAGAUAAGAAAUGUGAAUGGAAAGAGAAUCCGUUGGUAUCAGCGAUACCAUUAAUGUUUGAAGCGAAGCAUAUGUCAAAUUUGAUUCAUACGAUUCAUUCUAGUGAUGCGAACCUUGAGAUGAGAUGGUUGAAUGCAUUAUUAGGACGGUUAUUUCUGGGAUUAUACCGUACACGUUUUUCAGAAGAAUAUAUAAUUGAGAAAAUAAAAAAGAAAGUGUCAAGAAUUAAAAAGCCGGGAUUUUUGUCAGAUAUAGUAGUUAAAGGGGUGGAUAUUGGGGAUAGUAUUCCAUAUAUUACAUGUCCUAGGCUUAGGGAUCUUUCUUCAGAUGGACAAUUAAAUAUUGAUGCAAUGAUUACAUAUAAUGGGAAUUUUAGGAUAGAAAUAGCAACGACAGCGACAUUAAAUUUAGGAAGUCGAUUUAAAGCUCGACAGGUUGAAUUGAUGUUAGCAGUAAUAUUAAAAAAAUUAGAAGGGACAUUAGCAUUAAUUAUUAAACCUCCACCGAGCAAUCGACUUUGGUAUGGAUUUUAUGAAAUGCCAAAGAUGGAUAUGACUAUUGAGCCUAUUGUAUUUUCGAAACAAAUUACAUAUCCCAUGAUAUUAAAAGUUAUCGAGAAUAGAAUACGUGAGACUAUUCAUAACACACUUGUUUUCCCUUAUAUGGAAGAUUUUGAAUUUUAUGACACAGCAGAUCAAUUCUUUAGAGGAGGAAUUUGGGAUCAUUCAAAAAUGCAAGAAAGCGAACCAGAAAAAGAAAUACCGGUGGUAGAAAAGCAAGAAAGUAAUGAAAAGGCAUUAUUGGAAGUAUUAGAUGAUAUGAAAGAGAAAUCAGAGUUAACAAAAAUGGUUUCAACGAAUUCUGAAAAUGAAGUGUCUAAUAGAUUAAAACAAUCCAUUUUACUUACAAAAUUGAGAUCAUCCGGUUUAGAAGUAAAAAAGGAUCCUUUGAAAAGAUCAUCAUCAUUCAAUACGAUUUCUGAUAGUAGUUCACUAAUUGAGCUAGAGAACCGAUCAAAUACAGAAAUUACCUCAGGAGAUAAAUCUUUCAAGGAUUUAUGUGGUAAAUCGCUUGUUACUGCAGCUGCAAUAAGUGCCUUUGGAAAAUCUACUGUUUUACCAAAAACAUUUAAUAAGAUAUCUCAUUCUAAAACACCUAAAUCAGAAGAUAUAAAUAAAUUGGAUAUGGACAUGGAUAAAAAGGCCAUUGAUGCUGAGAAUGAAAGCGUUACAUCUAGUACUUCUACAAAUUCAUUUAAAUCCUCAUUUACAAAUAAAAAAGAGCGUCUUACUGCAGCAUUUGCUACAAUACGAGAGAAUACUAUAUUUGACAAUAGACGAAGGGCUGAUUCUGGUGAAAAAAGCUCAUUGUCAUCAAGCGUUAGUUCUGCUACAAAUACUGUACGUCGAUGGGGUGCAAAUUAUAUUGCAAAAAGACAUGGAAAUACGUCUGUUGAUUCAGAAUCGUUAAAUUAUCCAUCUUCACAAACUUCUUCUUUAAACUUCGAAGCUGAUAAGAAAAAGAUAUUACCAAGUAAUUUGGAUGAAAACCCUCCAGAUUAUUCGGAAAUUUCUACAGAUUCUAUUGUAUAUAAUUCAUUACAAUUAAGUGAACCAUCAUGCGCUACUACAACAGAUACUGUUCAUGCAUUUUCAAAUAAACAUAUUUCAAUUCCAGAGCCUAUUCAAUCUAUCACAGAACAACCAUAUACUAUUUCUAAACAAUUUUCUCAAAGAACGGAUCUGGAUUAUGAUACAUUGUUACUUAGGCAAAGGCCAAUACCAGCCAUACCUCCUAUGAGACGGGAUUUACCUUUACCACCUGCUCUUCCUGCAAGACGAAAUCUCAAUAAACAAAUUAUCAUUCCGGAACUUCCUGAAUCUCUUGACAAUACAAAUAAUCACGAAACGAAUGUAGAUCAUAGUAUUAUAACAGAAAAUUUACUUCAAGAUCCUUCUGAAAAGAAUAAUGAAUCCAAAAAUAAUAAUGAUAAUUUGGAAAAUUGCGUUGAACAAAGGGAUUUUUUCGAGUUGAAUAAUGUUAUUGAUUUAGAAAAUACUAUUGAGUUAGAUAAUAUCGCUGAACCUGAUGAUACAACUCAACAUGAAGAUACUACUCAACACGAAGAUACUACUCAACUAGAUGAUACUAGUAAACUAGAUGAUAUAACAGAAUCUGAAAAUAUUAUGGAAUUAGUAGAUAUAGUUGAAUCUCAUGAUAUUAUUAAUUCGGAAAGUACAAAAAAAUCAAUGAAUACUAUUUAAUGUUUCAAGUAAUUCUAUCAUAUUAUUCAUUGAUAUAAAAUAAUCCUUUAACAUGUA
Messenger RNA from Pneumocystis carinii B80, 3086 nucleotides. RefSeq lists its product as hypothetical. The record is from RefSeq and is a predicted model, not a curated record. Bases 45 to 3029 code for a protein of 994 amino acids. Gene Ontology annotation, molecular function: lipid binding. Gene Ontology annotation, cellular component: ERMES complex; endoplasmic reticulum. The transcript has 5 exons. Gene Ontology annotation, biological process: phospholipid transport. NCBI's taxonomy places the organism in Eukaryota, Fungi, Ascomycota, Pneumocystomycetes, Pneumocystales, Pneumocystaceae.